AAAGAUUUAGCUGACCCGUGUCUGUCGGGGAGCUAGGUUAAGUUAAAAGUCAACCUCAAGUAGGACACUCCGUAAACUUGAGACUUGUGGUUUGUCCGAAACAGAGGACACGAGAAAGUCCUAUAGUAUCCACCAACUGGACACGGCGCGCUCUGCAGUCCGUGCGUAAAACUAGGUUGUAGGCAGCGUAUAUAAACGCAUAGGACGAGUUGCGAUGUUUUCUAUUAAGCUCUUGAGAAGCUCACGGGCUGUCCACCUUGCAAGGCCGCUGCACACUUCUUCUAUCGCCAAAAUGCCGAUUCAGGUUGGUGCCCCGCUUCCAGCUGUGGAAGUCCACGAGGGUGAGCCUGGAAAUAAAGUGGCAAUGGAUCAACUUUUCAAAGGAAAGAAGGGAAUUCUCUUUGCUGUUCCUGGGGCUUUUACUCCUGGAUGCUCCAAGACACAUCUCCCAGGUUUUGUGCAACAGGCAGCUGAGUUGAAGGGUAAAGGAAUUCAAGAGAUAGCUUGCAUCUCAGUGAAUGAUGCAUUUGUCAUGGCGGCCUGGGGAAAGGAACAGGGAGCUGAUGGCAAGGUCCGAAUGUUGGCUGACCCCACUGGAGCCUUUACUAAGGAAGUUGACUUGAUACUUGACAGUGAACAACUUGUACAGGUUCUUGGAAAUAAACGAUCAAAGAGAUAUGCUAUGCUGGUUGAAGAUGGUAUUGUGAAGAAGAUAAAUGUGGAACCUGAUGGCACGGGAUUGACUUGCAGUCUGGCUUCCUCAAUUUUGUCUGACCUGUAGAUGCAAUAAAAGUAUGAAUUGUAGGCUAUAUGCCACAUUGUUCUCUGAUGCAAAUGCCAGUGGGAAGUGUUUGGGUGUUCAGAAAACAAAUACGCACAACUAUCAUAUACUUGAAGGGGGUUAUAUCAUCAUGUUGUAACAUAAAAUGCUGACUUGAGUGCAAUAAACAUCAUAUGUACAAGAGUA
Messenger RNA from Boleophthalmus pectinirostris (great blue-spotted mudskipper), 967 nucleotides. RefSeq names its product peroxiredoxin 5 (gene prdx5). NCBI's taxonomy places the organism in Eukaryota, Metazoa, Chordata, Actinopteri, Gobiiformes, Gobiidae. Gene Ontology annotation, cellular component: peroxisome; mitochondrion; cytoplasm. Gene Ontology annotation, biological process: cellular response to oxidative stress; cell redox homeostasis; hydrogen peroxide catabolic process. The record is from RefSeq and is a predicted model, not a curated record. Gene Ontology annotation, molecular function: thioredoxin peroxidase activity. The coding region runs from base 215 to 781 and encodes 188 amino acids. The transcript has 6 exons.